UUUUUUUGGGCGACGACUGAUGACAUUUCACACAGCAAAACGAAAGAGAAGAAAAGCAAGCGAGACAUCAAGCAGACAAGGCUCACCGACUCUGACACAGUUUGAAGCAAUAACCAAGCGACCACUACUGUUGUGACCGCAAGCAUGGCUCAACCCAUCACCAACGCAGUGGACUUUGAGGGCGACCGCCACCUCAUGGAUCUGUAUUCGCGCCAGAUUGGCGCGUUUGGCCUCGAGGCAAUGGUCAAGCUGGUUCAGAUGCGCGUCCUGUUUGUCGGCAUGACAGGUGUCGGCGUUGAGGCUGCCAAGAACACCACGCUUGCAGGCGCACACACCGUUGCCCUCCUGGACGACCACCCCGUGGAGAUGCGUGACCUUGGGUCCAACUUCUUCCUCACGGAGGGCGAUAUUGGCAAGCCGCGCGCAUCGACGGUGGCGCCGCGCCUCGCCGAGCUCAACCCGCUCGUUCGCGUGCAGGCUGUUGAGGGCGAGGUCACGGAGGAGAUGCUGCAGACCUUUGACGCCGUCGUCGUGACAGACAAGAACGUCUCCAAGGAGUCACUGAUUCGCUGGAACGAGGCCUGUCGCUCCCGCACCAAGGUUGUUGUCUCCGACCGUGGCGAGCGGCAGGUCGUGCCAAACCCAACGUCCUUCCUCUACUGCUUCACUGACGGCCAGCCGCCCGGCAGCCUGCCUGAGAACUGUCUUGUUGACCUGACGGAUGUGGAGGGCAUGGUUGCGCGCAGCCCAGAUGUGAUUGCCAAGUAUGGCCCAAGCGUCUCCACAUCCGGGCCCUGGCGCACCGCCACCAAGCCCGGCGACCCCGUCAACUCGGUGCGCAUUGGGGAUACGCGCGGCUUCACGCCGUAUCUUGGUGGCGGUUUCCUCAAGCAGGUCAAGGAGCCAAAGACCCUCACCUUCCGCUCCUAUGCCGAGUGCCUCUCCCAGCCCAGCAACCUUGCCACUGGGGUGUACAGCGAGGUGCAGGACCGCGGGUUUAUCAUGAUGGAUCUCAUGUCCAUGUUUUCGCCCGGCGGCAUUGAGAUCCAGAUCCAUUUUGCCCUCCAGGCCGUCCACGCUUUCCAGCAAAAGCACGGUCGCCUGCCGAGGCCCAACAGCGCGGAGGAUGCGGAUGCGUGUGUUGCGCUGGCCAAGGACAUCAACGAGACGCUGCGGCAGUUUGCUGCGCUCACGCCUGGCACCACAUCCUCCGUCCUCUCGCUCGACACCGUCGACGAAACCGUCGUCAGGCGGUUUGCGCUGCACGCUCGUGUUGAGCUGCAGCCGAUGUGCGCGUUCUACGGCGGCGUCGUUGCGCAGGAGCUCGUCAAGAUCAGCGGCCGCUACAGGCCCAUCCGCCAAUUCUUCAACUUCCACGUCAUGCAGGCGCUGCCGGAUGAGCCACCGACAGAUACGGAGCCAACCAACUCCCGCUACGACGACCAGGUUGCUGUGUUUGGGCGCGCGUUCCAGGAGAAGCUGGCCAACCAGAAGAUCUUCAUGGUCGGAUGCGGCGCCCUCGGCUGCGAAUUCAUGAAGAACUUUGCGCUGAUGGGUCUGUGCUGCGGCGACAAUGGCCGCCUGCUGGUGACGGACAACGACCGCAUUGAGAUUUCCAAUCUCAGCCGCCAGUUCCUCUUCAGGGAGGACAACGUCGGACAGCCAAAAUCCGAGGCUGCGUCCAAGCGCGCCCUGACAAUGAACCCGAGCCUGAAGAUUGACGCGCGGCAGGAUCUGGUGUCGCCGGACACGGAGCACAUCUUUGACGACGACAUGUGGCAGAGCCUCGACCUCGUCUGCAACGCCCUCGACAACAUGAAGGCGCGGCUGUAUGUUGACAGCAAGUGUGUGCUGUACGAGAAGCCACUGCUGGAGAGCGGGACGAUGGGCACGGGCGCCAACGUCGACGUCAUUGUGCCGCACACCACCAACUCAUACAGCGACGGCGGCGACGCAGAAGCAGGUGGCGGCAUCCCCAUGUGCACGCUGCGCAACUUCCCGCACCUCAUUGACCACUGCAUCGAGUGGGCGCGGGCCAAGUUCACGGACCUGUUUGUGAGCCCGGCGUCGCAGCUGCAGCAGUUCCUGGAGGAUCCUGAGGGGUUCAUCUCGGGGCUGGAGACGAAGAUUGAGCAGCACGUGGGCGGCGAGCGGAUCGGCGCCCUCGAACGCGGCGUGGACACGCUCAAGGCCAUCAAGGAUCUCGCCGCGCAGCUGCAAGAGAAGCCGACGAUGGAGACAUGUGUGUCGCUGGCGUGGCGCGACUUUCACGCGUUUUUCCGCGACGUCAUUCUGGACCUCAUUGCCACCUUCCCCGCAGACGCAAAGACCAAGAGUGGAGAGCCCUUCUGGUCAGGCCACAAGAUCUUCCCCGAGGCGCUCGUGUUUGAUCCGCAGAAUCCGCUGCACAAGGAGUUUCUGAUUGCUGCCGCCAACCUCUACGCAUGCGUCUUCAAGGUGCACCCUACCAAGUACCCGAGCGAGGAGAACAAGCUCCAUACCAAGCGGUGGAUGGCGGAGUACCGUGACGAGUCGUGGCUGCUGUCCACGGUUGGUGGCCGCGAUCCUCCGCCGUACGUGCGGCACAAGGUCGGCGACCUCGACGACGACAGCAAGGCGGCCGCCACCACAGACGGCAGCGGUGGCAGCGAUGAUGACGCUGGUGAUGGCGACGACGAUGGUGCUGCGAUGGACGAGGCGGAGGACGAGGACCCGCAGGCCGCGUUUGAUGCGCUCAAGGGGGAGGUGCUGACCAUCGCCAAGAACGUCGGCAGCGCAACGGUGGAGCCGCUCGACUUUGAGAAGGACGACGAUGACAACUUCCACAUUGACUUUAUCGCCGCCGCCGCCAACCUCCGCGCUUCCAACUACCGCAUCCCAACAGCCACCCGCCACAAGUGCAAGAUGAUCGCUGGGCGGAUCAUCCCUGCGAUUGCGACGUCGACGGCCUCUGUGACGGGCCUCGUCAUGCUGGAGCUGUACAAGCUAGUGCAGCACAAGCCGCUGGAGGCGUACCGCAACGCCAACUACAACCUCGGCGCCAACACGUACUUCUUCUUUGAGCCGCCGGCCGCCAAGCAGCUCACAUCGUCCACCAAGAAGAAGCUCGACUCGGGCAGCUUUGAGGCGGCCGUGCAGCAGUUCAACAAGUAUUUGUCUCAAUCAGAGGAGAAGCUGCAGACUCUUCGUGCGCUCAAGCAGCAGCUGUCCGCCUUUGGGAAAGCGAGCGACGACACUAUCAACGCCGUUGACAAGGCAUUGGCUGAGGCUGAGGCUGAGCUUGAGGCUGUCGGCGACACGGCGCCGGAUGUGGACGACUUCAUGGUUGAGGAGAAGACCGUCUGCCACCCGCCCAAGUUCACAAAGUGGGACAAGCUGAAGGUGCCUGCGCAGCUGUCGAACCUCGGCGAAGUCAUCAAGUUCUUCAAGGACGAACACGGCCUCGAUGUUGCCGCGUGGUUCAUCAACAAGCGCAAGGUGUACCCUGUCAAGCCUGCCAUUGACUACUCCAAGCUCCCGCCAAUCGACAUCUCCGUUAAUGAUGCGAUGCGCCAGAUCAUGAAAACUGGCGGGACGCAGGUGAACGCCCUCAUCCAGGCGUGGCGCAAGGCAAGGAGCUCUGGCAAGAUGCCCGAAGCCACGGGCCAAGGCGACGCGCCAACCGACAAGAGCAUCAAGCGCCUGGCACAGGAGGCAGGCCUGGACACCAAGAAGAAGAAGCUGCUGGUGUUUGAUGAUGUCGCCCUGACAAACGAGGAUGGCGACGGUGUUUGAUGAUGUCGCCCUGACAAACGAGGAUGGCGACGCUGUCACCACGCCCCCCAUUGUUGUUGUGUGUGUGUGUGUGUGUGUGUGUUUGUGUGUGUGUGUGUGUUUGUGUGGCGCACAUCCUCAAGCUGUUGCUCUGUCCACUGCAACAGCCGUUCCGUUCUCUUCCCCACACCUGUCAGAGCCUCUUGUGGUUUGACCUUUCUUUUGUGUUCCGUCCACGUUAUUACAGAGUGGUGUUGUGCGCUGGUUCAGGGAAGACAAGCAACACGUGAGAGGAAAGAGAGA
This is a messenger RNA of Salpingoeca rosetta, 4056 nucleotides long. Its product is annotated as ubiquitin-activating enzyme E1. The record is from RefSeq and is a predicted model, not a curated record. Lineage: Eukaryota; Choanoflagellata; Craspedida; Salpingoecidae. Gene Ontology annotation, molecular function: SUMO activating enzyme activity. Gene Ontology annotation, biological process: protein sumoylation. The transcript has 24 exons. The coding region runs from base 145 to 3774 and encodes 1209 amino acids. Gene Ontology annotation, cellular component: cytoplasm; SUMO activating enzyme complex.